Messenger RNA from Penicillium cataractarum, 1560 nucleotides. RefSeq names its product putative trimethyllysine dioxygenase TmlH. Bases 1 to 1560 code for a protein of 519 amino acids. Lineage: Eukaryota; Fungi; Ascomycota; Eurotiomycetes; Eurotiales; Aspergillaceae. Gene Ontology annotation, biological process: carnitine biosynthetic process. The transcript is spliced from 10 exons. Gene Ontology annotation, molecular function: trimethyllysine dioxygenase activity; iron ion binding. Gene Ontology annotation, cellular component: mitochondrion. The record is from RefSeq and is a predicted model, not a curated record.
AUGGCACAAAUAAUUGCGGAAGAUCGCCUGAGACUAACAUACUUGGUCAGACCUCAGAUCACGCCAUUGCAUGUCUUCAAGAGUGGUACCUUGGCCAUUGGAUCCCGAAAUGUAGCUCCUCUCGCUCGAAGCACUAGCUCACCAUAUAACGUGAGCCGUCUACUAUCGGAUGCUACUCAGCCGGAAAGCACCACUCAAGAUAUCAAUGCUACGAAUGAUGCAUUUGAGGCUAAGAAUGCUCAAUUGGCCUACAAUGCAGCUCUGAGAAACGGCAAUGUCGUUUUCCGAACUGAUGGUAAGAAUGAGGCAGCGCCCUUCUGGCAAUUUUCACAGUGGAUCUCUAUAUCUCAGUUUCCUGACACAUUGGGACCUUCAGAGAGAAUUGCCAGUGUCCCAAGUGCAUUCAUCCGGACACAAGGCAACGAAUUGUCGACACCUUCUCGCUCUCACCCCGUGUCAAAGCCGAAGAAGUCCAGAGAAAGGACGGCGAUGACGUCUACAUCAAAUGUGAGAGCUCGUCCAAGUACUAUGCUGUUAAUAUCCAACACUCACACUGCCCCAGGGAGCGAUGGACAUGAGAGCACAUACUCUUGGAAGUGGCUUUCGACUCAUAGGGGAAAUAACAAACCACCAAUCCAGUCGCGGACAGUACAGCCAAAUAGACUUCCGAGGUCCUUCAAGGCAUAUGACCCUCAAAAGGGCGAUCCAUAUCCUGAGGUGGUGUAUGAAGAGGUGAUGUCUAAGGAUACGGCAGUAUUGGAGUGGUUGGAGAAUAUCUGGACAUGGGGCUUCUGCUUCGUGAAAGGUGUUCCUGUCAACCCUGAAUCAACCAAAACUCUAAUCGAGAGAAUCUCCUUCAUUCGACACACGCAUUACGGUGGUUUCUGGGAUUUCACUGCGGACCUUACCUACAAGGAUACAGCAUAUACGAACGAAUGGCUCGGAGCUCACACAGAUAACACCUACUUCACUGAUCCUGCAAGGCUACAGCUUUUCCAUCUGCUCUCUCAUACCGAUGGAGACGGUGGAAAGAGCUUACUCGUGGAUGGCUUUGCGGCUGCCAGAACGCUCGCCAAAGAGAACCCAGGCUUUUACAACACCUUGACUAACUCUCGGCACCCAUGGCAUGCAAGCGGCAAUGAGGAUGUCUGCAUUCAACCUUCCGCCAUGGCACCUGUCCUCAACGUUCACCCUGAUACCAAGGCCGUUUACCAAGUCCGUUGGAACAACUAUGACCGUGCACCAAAGACCAACUGGCACACAUCGGAGCAAAGGGAGUGGUACAUGGCAGCUCGAGCCUACAACGACCUGUUGACCAAGUCAUCAAAUGAAAUUUGGACACAACUACAGCCAGGAACAGCACUGAUCUUCGAUAAUUGGCGAAUGUUGCAUGGCCGCUCCGAGUUUACUGGGAAACGUCGCAUGUGUGGAGGCUACGUCAACAAUGAUGACUUCGUCUCACGCCUACGACUUUUGAAGUUUGGCCGCCAGAGUGUUUUGGACAAUCUUGGCAACACUGGGGGCUGGAGGAACCGUAAUAACCCCUACUCUAUCUAUUAG